Molecule: messenger RNA, 738 nt
Organism: Closterium sp. Naga37s-1
Lineage: Eukaryota; Viridiplantae; Streptophyta; Zygnematophyceae; Desmidiales; Closteriaceae
Source: the annotation of a GenBank genome assembly
AUGGCGACAACGUUAGGUGAUUCCCGUCACGACGACACCGUGAUCAACACGCAAACCAUCUCGACCUCCCGCGAAGCCUCGUCAGUCACCGCAGCGCUGCUCCCGCAGCACCCGCCGGACCCUCCGCACGCGGAGGCUGUAGACGAAGAAGAGCGGCGACCCCCCGGCGCUGACAGCAAGGAACGCGCCGCGGAGUGUUCAGUGAGCAUCCCGGCGACUCGAUGCCCCCCAGCCGCCGCGAACAGCGCCGCUGCUGCCGGCGUGCGUCGCGACGAGGUCGAUCCCGCCUCCUGCUAUCCGCAGCGCGACUCGGCAUGGGCCGCGGCCCUCGCGGCGUGCAUCGCGCUGCUGAUUAUCCACGAGCUUAUCUCGCCGCUCUUCGCGCUCCAAUGGCCUGGCGCUGUUGCUUCUGCUGAUGGUGUUGGUGCUACAUCGACUGAAUCUGACAAGGCUGGGAAGCAGCAUGGGAGGUGGCAGAGGAUAGUGCACGUGGCCAAGCACGACAGUGCGUUCAUGUGUGAGUCGAUCGGCACUGCCAGUGCCAUCAGCUGUGCUGGCACCGCAACGCUCCUCCUUGCUGCACUCGCCAGCAUGUCAGUGUACAGUUCUCUAGGUGCAGGCAUGGCUGCUGCACUGGCCUCGGGUCUGGUUGCCUGGACUGCGGCUCUUGCCUUGUGCUUCCUCUACUGGUGCGUGCCAUGGGUGCAUGCUGAUGGUGCGUGCCAUGGGUGCAUGUAG